AUGAACGACUUCGACAACAUCCUAGCAGAGAUCGACAUCUCUGACACAUUUGCUCCUAUUGCCACAGCACCGAGAGUCCUCACCCGUGUUGUCGAGAACUCACACCUGGACCUGGCAGGCCAUUUACAUUCUAUUCAGAAUGCAUGUGUCGAGCUGCUAGAACGCUCCAAGCCUAAAUCUCCUUGUACGUUCUGCUCAACCGCAGAAAAUCUCGAUAACUACACGACAUACCGCUGUAAUCGGUUUCCUGACCCUGUAUCGAAAGCCUUGCCGGCUGCUCGCUCUGCGAGCGCUGCUUGA
Necator americanus (New World hookworm) is the source of this 300-nucleotide messenger RNA. RefSeq lists its product as uncharacterized. The coding region runs from base 1 to 300 and encodes 99 amino acids. Lineage: Eukaryota; Metazoa; Nematoda; Chromadorea; Rhabditida; Ancylostomatidae. The transcript has a single exon. The record is from RefSeq and is a predicted model, not a curated record.